Messenger RNA from Osmerus eperlanus (European smelt), 2352 nucleotides. It is a transcript of the gene nxn, whose product is annotated as nucleoredoxin. Gene Ontology annotation, cellular component: nucleus. NCBI's taxonomy places the organism in Eukaryota, Metazoa, Chordata, Actinopteri, Osmeriformes, Osmeridae. The record is from RefSeq and is a predicted model, not a curated record. Gene Ontology annotation, molecular function: thioredoxin-disulfide reductase (NADPH) activity. Gene Ontology annotation, biological process: negative regulation of Wnt signaling pathway; negative regulation of protein ubiquitination.
UAUAACUAGAGCGCAUUCCUGCACACCUCACUGAGCUGAGAUUGAGAGAGUGGUAAAACGGUAGUGUGCCUAGUCUAUCGUGAACACAUUUCAUCGUACGACAAGGAUUUGGCGGUGGAGGACGAUUGAGUGUUGGUUGUCAGUGAGGCUUUCCGUUUCAAUCUUCAAUAGUCUCGCUUAGAUAACGGAAUUACAAGGGUCUGUUUCAAGGACUCGAGCAGCUGCGAUGUCGGAGUUUCUGGUGAAUCUUCUUGGGGAGCGGCUCGUGAACAGCGAGAAAGCCGAGGUAGAUGUGCAAUCCCUGGGCAGCAAGCUGUCUCUGGUCGGUCUCUACUUCGGUUGUAGCCUCAAUGGCCCUUGCAAGCAGUUUAACGCCAGUCUCUGUGAGUUUUACAGCAAGUUCAAAAAAUCCUCUGAGCACAAAGACAAAUUGGAAAUCGUCUUCAUCUCAUCAGACCAGGACCAGAAACAUUGGCAAGACUUUUUACAGGAGAUGCAAUGGCCAGCAUUGCCUUUCAAAGACAGACACAAAAAGAUGAGGCUGUGGAACAAGUACAAGGUGACCAGUGUUCCUUCGCUGGUGUUCGUGGACGCCACCACAGGGAAGGUGGUGUGUCGAAAUGGGCUGCUGGUCGUCCGCGAUGACCCCAAAGGUCUGGAGUUCCCCUGGGGGCCCAAGCCCUUUGCGGAGGUGGGCGGCCCGCUGCUCAGGAACAACAGACAGACGACAGAUAGCAGCUCUCUGGAGGGCCACUAUGUGGGAGUCUACUUCUCAGCACACUGGUGCCCUCCAUGUCGCAGCCUGACCCGGGUGCUUGUGGAGACGUAUCGUGCUGUGAAGGAGUCGGGUCACCAGUUUGAGAUGUGUUUCGUCAGCGCCGACAGGUCGGAGGACUCCUUCACGCAGUACUUCAGUGAGAUGCCAUGGCUGGCCGUGCCGUACUCGGACGAGGCUCGCAAGUCACGACUCAACAGGCUGUACGGAAUCCAAGGAAUUCCUACUCUGAUUCUGCUGGACACAGAGGGUCACAUGAUCACGCGACAGGGCCGUGUGGAGGUUCUCAACGACCCAGAGUGCCGUCUCUUCCCCUGGCAUCCCCGGCCGGUGCUGGAGCUCAGCGAGUCCAAUGCCGUGCAGCUCCACGAAGGGCCCUGCCUGGUGUUGUUUGUGGACGCUGAGGAGGAGGGGGAACUAGAGCCGGCCAAGGAGCUGAUUCAGCCAAUCGCAGAGAAGAUCAUGGCGAACUAUAAAGCCAAGGAGGAGGAGACGCCGCUGCUGUUCUUUGUGGCUGGAGAGGACGACAUGAGCGACUCUCUCCGUGACUACACCAACCUCCCAGAAGCCGCUCCCCUGCUCACCAUCCUGGACAUGUCCGCUCGCGCCAAGUACGUCCGCGACGUGGAGGAGAUCACACCGGUCGUGGUGGAGCAGUUUGUCGGCGACUUCUUGGCUGAGAAGCUCAAACCAGAGCCCAUUUAGAAAGGACGCCCAGAUCUGAGACUGAACCCCCCACACCUCCAUCAGACCCUAACCACCCCAGCUCCUGCCCUCCCCGUUGAGAAUCCUCAUCUCCUCCUCUCUCCCUUCUCCACCCACUCUCUUUCAGACUGUUCGAGGAAAACCCCCACUUUUUACUGUCAUUUUACCUUUUUUUAGACAUGUCCUUUUCUCAUGGAGUCUUCUCCUCUCCUGUGGUGCCUUGCAUUGACUAUAACCCCUACAGUAAUAUAUAUGUGGAGAUUAUGUUGUUUCUCUCGGCUUCUAGUCAAUUGCUUAUUUUUUCCAGUUUUGUUGUUAGCAGUUCUUGAUCAUAGAAGAAAUCAACUGGGCCCAACGGACUUGAAUAUUCAAAUGUCUCUUUAUGACCUUUGCCUUUUUCCUACAACGAGCCCUUCAUGCCUAUGCUUUUCUGAUAUGUGCUGAAAGAGAAUAAAAUGACAAAUAAAUUUAGUUAACUUUUUGCAGCAGUAACUCAAAACAAAAACGGUGCACAAUGGUAUGUUUCCAAGUAUGUCUGUACAUUGUCAGACUGUAUAAUCUUUUAUUGCAUCUGGCGUUAAUGUGUGUUGAUUAAUUGGUGUUUGAAAUCCCUUGUGUUCUUUGUCAUAAUUAGGGAUGGACAUCUCUACCCAGUUAUGUUGGUUACUAUCUCAAUGGGAAUGAUGUGUAAGAGGAUUUUCUGUGAAGGUCCCCUCUAUUGAAAAGGCCAGAUAUUUUUGAAGGCACAAAAAUGGCAUUUGUAAACUUAGUUGCUAAGUGUUAGAAGUAUGAAUUUACAUUUUCUGUUACUCCCUGGUUGUGUCUAGUCAUGAACUCUAUUCACAGCCAUUAAAAUUCACAGUCAAGCACAA